Messenger RNA from Protopterus annectens (West African lungfish), 3127 nucleotides. RefSeq names its product ADP ribosylation factor like GTPase 15 (gene ARL15). Gene Ontology annotation, molecular function: GTP binding; GTPase activity. The coding region runs from base 419 to 976 and encodes 185 amino acids. The transcript has 7 exons. NCBI's taxonomy places the organism in Eukaryota, Metazoa, Chordata, Ceratodontiformes, Protopteridae. The record is from RefSeq and is a predicted model, not a curated record.
CUUGUGUGAUUUUGAUAAAUGUAUGUUUCUUAGAGAACAACGUCUUACGUGGGAGAUGUUUAAUGUUAGCAUCAGCAGUCAUGAGGAUUUGAAUGCUUGGAUUUGUGUGCAAACUGAGCAACCAUAAGAAACACACAAGUCUUUAUUUAUCUCUUAUGCUUUGGUGUUGGUGAAGAAGCUUUAUUGUAACACUCACGAAUUACACUAAUCAUGUAGAGCUAUUCUAUUUGCUGCUUGAAAUAUUUAUUUUAGAACUGAGUAGUCUGAUCUUAUACUACGUAAAUUAACAACUUACAUUCCUUAGUGGAGGAGGGAAGCGUAUGCUGAGAGACUUAGCUGGAUUUCUGCAAUUAGUUCACAGACAGAGUCAUCUUGUUGCUGCCUACAUUGCUCUGCCAGCUCUGGAAUUCUUUUGACGAUGUCUGAAUCUCUCCGUCUAUCACUUGCCUUUUGUAGAUUUGCUGUUUCCAUGUGUUUCAGAGCACUUUGCUGCAAAGGACCGCCACCUCCGCGACCCGAGUAUGAUAUAGUUUGCAUUGGUCUCACUGGUGUUGGAAAGACAGCUGUAUUAUCUCAACUGUGCAGUGAAAGCAUAGAAAACAUUGCACCUACAACAGGUUUUAGUAUAAAAGCAGUUCCAUUCCAAAAUGCUAUCCUGAACGUAAAGGAACUUGGAGGAGCUGAUCAGAUUCGGAAAUACUGGAGUCGAUACUACCAAGGCUCACAAGGAGUAAUAUUUGUAUUAGACAGUGCAUCUUCUGAGGAUGACCUUGAAACUGCAAGAAAUGAACUUCAUUCUGCCCUUCAGCAUCCACAGCUUUGCUUUUUGCCAUUUUUAAUAUUAGCCAACCAUCAAGACAAGCCUGCUGCACGUUCUGUACAAGAGAUUACAAUGUCUCGUCUCCUUAGGAAGACAGGAAGAAACGAAAGAAGGGGAUGUGUAAGUUAUUUGAAUGUUUGCCAGCUGUCUUCUUGAAGCAAGUUUUUUGAUUCCUUGUUCAUGUUUGCUGCAGCUGAGAAUCAAAAAAUAUUUUGAACUUGAGCCACUUGCACGAGGAAAACGUUGGAUUCUUCAGCCUUGUUCUCUCGAUGAUAUGAAUAGAAUAAAGGAUAGCUUCAGUCAGUUUAUUGGUUUAUUAGAAGACAAAGAGCUGGAACCAGGAAAAAUAUGAACAUUUCAUAAGGCUUAAAAAAAACUCUCCUCACUCAAUGUAGCUGUAUUUUUCUGUGUAAGACCUGUAUCGUUAUAAUUUAACUGUCAGCAUAACUAUUUGCAUUUUCUACAAGUUAAUGUAUACAUAUAUUGAUAGGUAAUUUUUUUUUUGGAAAUGUAUAGUGAUGUUUUCAAAAUUAGGUGCAAGUUAAUUAGCACUGGAGGACAUGAAACCAAUCUGAACCACUCUAAUGUGAAUUUUUACUCAUUUUCCUCUUGCUUAUUUUUGUGCAUGGCAUUGGCUCAGUGUUAAAAAUAUUCAAAAUCUUUUUGAAUGUACCAUAUCAUAAACAGAGAGACUGUGCAUAACCUAGUAAGAGGACUGUUUAUAACUACAGCUCGGUAGAAUAUUAAUUGUGAAACAGUGUAAUGGUGUGUUGAAGUUUGUUGAUGAUUAUUAACUUUAUCCAUUAGCCUGUGAAGUCUACGAUUGCUAAACAAGCCAAUCACUGUGGACUUUACUAUAAAAAAAUAGGGGCAAGUAGAGGUUUAAGGCAGUGUGUUCUCUGAACCCUCAUUGCAUUAUGUAUUUGUGUGUUAGCAGUAUUUUCCUUGUUUAAAUGUUUGAUUCAUGCACACAAAUAUGUUAGCAUGUCUGUCUGUUUUAUGCAAUAACCUUUCAUGUGGUAGUUACAUAGAUAUAGAUAUAGAUAUGGGUGCAGAUAUAGAUACAUAUAUAUAUAUAUAUAUAUAUAUAUAGAUAUAUAGUUAGUCUCACAUAGUUUAAAAACAUUAAAUAGUUAUGUAUAUUGAUUAUGUCUAAAGUAAUUAACUGUCACAUAAGCAAAUAUUGAACACCAGACAAAUGUGAAAAUUGAGUCCUGUGGUAAAAUAAGAGGUUCUCUAAAACAUUGUGUACAUUGAAAAGGAACUGGGAUACACAAUAAUACAAACUUCUUCUACUGCACAUUGUAAAUCUAUGAUUUACAGCAGUAUUUUUUAAAAGAAGGGAUCCUUAAUUUAGAUUUCUUGUCAAAUGUUACUUUUAUAUACUGUACAAACGUUUCAUUUACCUCUAUUUUUAAUGCUGACUAUUUCCUUACAUGAAAACAGUGCACAGAUUUAUAAGCUACAUUUCUCCAAACUGUGUCUUACAUUUCUGAGUUUUCUUGCAUUGGUAUGAGCUGUAUAUAAUCAACAGGAAUUGGUUGAUACAGCACACUGUUGUAUAACGAGUAUCAUCUUUCAUUCAGGAUAUGUAUUGUUUUCACCUUCUGUUAAUUGUAUUUUCUUAUAUUUGUUCACAUUUGUUUGGGUGUAUAUUUGUACCAGCUUUGGGCUUUUUUCAGACCUGCAAUGGUCUGUGACAUUUUAGAAGAAUGAAAACACUAUCAAUCAGUAUCCAACAACAGCUGUUUCUGACAAGUUCUCUCUGACGCCUAAUGCUUUACAACUGUCAACGGGGUCUACUCCUUGUCUGCCACUUAUGUCAGAGCCAUGCAGUCACUUGUUUUCAUAGUAAAGCUGAAUUUAAACUUUCACAGGCUGUAGGGGUUUUCUGAAAUUCCUUGUUAUAUUUUCCCACUUAGUGCUCAUCCCCUAGUGUUUUGUAUGGCACAGGAACUCCAGCCGUGCAAGCUUUGUGGUGAAUUUGUGAUGUAUCACUGAAUGUUUUCCUGUAAGCAUAGUAUAAUUCAUUGUAUUUAUAGAAAUUAACCAACUUUUUAUAUCCUGGUUGCCAAUGCAGUUGCCUUUUUAUUAUGGCAAUUAAUUUGUAUUUUUGAAAUUUGUAUCUUUACUAUAGGUAAAUAAGUGUCAGUGCUAGUUUAUUGGUAUACUUAACUGCUUUUGUACUGGAAUAGUUUUGUACUUAGCAGUUGAUGAGAUUACCACACUCCAGGAAAUUCUUUCUGUGAUGUAAAUAUAUGUACAUGCCACUGUCCUGGAAUAAGAAAAUAAAGGUUGUGGCAAAGA